Messenger RNA from Paramisgurnus dabryanus, 5228 nucleotides. RefSeq lists its product as uncharacterized. The record is from RefSeq and is a predicted model, not a curated record. NCBI's taxonomy places the organism in Eukaryota, Metazoa, Chordata, Actinopteri, Cypriniformes, Cobitidae. Gene Ontology annotation, biological process: regulation of cytokine production; negative regulation of transcription by RNA polymerase II; regulation of immune system process. Gene Ontology annotation, molecular function: RNA polymerase II cis-regulatory region sequence-specific DNA binding; DNA-binding transcription repressor activity, RNA polymerase II-specific. Gene Ontology annotation, cellular component: nucleoplasm.
GAAGAGACACGAGUAUCAAACGCUGUGUUUACAUCUGUUUUAUUUUCUGUUUGUUGAUUUUCUGUAAAGAGAUUCUUAUUUCCGUGUAUUUUAGUGUUGAGAUGAUGAGAGAUGAGAUGGAGAUUAAAACGGAACCUACAGAAAUAAAAACUGAACCCAUAGAAAUAAAAACCGAACCUACAGAAAUAAACAUUGAACCUACAGAAGAGGAAGAUCCCACUGAUGAAGAUGAGGACUAUCAUGAUGAUGAGGAUGAAGAAAUAAAAACUGAACCCACAGAAGAGGAAGAUCCCACUGAUGAAGACGAUGAUGAAGAUGAUUUUAUUCCUUCAGAUGAGAAGAGUGAAUCAUGUUCUAAUGGAGAAACCUUUUCAACAUCAGAAGAGCGACUGACAGAACAAAUUCUUUCUUGCAUCGCCUGUGGAAAGACAUUCAGAUCACAGAGACAAUUAGAGAGACAUGAGAGAAAACACACAGAACAGAAAGUCUUCACCUGCACCAGAUCUGAGAUCAGCUUUACCACCUUACAAGAGAAGAAACUUCAAUUAAAACAGCACACAGAGAAGAAGAAAAAGAAGAAGAUAAAAAAGAAGCAGCAGUUUCAUUGUCAGCAGUGUGGGAAAGUUUGUGUCUCUUCUUCUUGUCUAAAAGUUCACAUGAGGACACACAGUGGUGAAAAACCUUUCUACUGCAGUGAAUGUGGCAAAUGUUUUAGCACCACAGGAAAUCUUGAUUCUCACAAGAGCAUUCACACUGGAGAAAAACCAUACAAGUGUCCUCACUGUGAGAAGAGAUUCAGACAAAAGGACCUCAUGAGGAGACACAUGCUUGUACACAUCAAUGAGAGAUCGUAUCAGUGCAGUCAAUGUGACAAAUGUUUCAGAACCAAAGGUAAUUUUGUUGUUCAUCGGAGAGUUCACACUGGAGAGAAACCUUACCACUGUAAUGUUUGUGAAAAGAAUUUCAGUGGACAUGGCAGUUUAGUGUCACACCAGAGAACUCAUACAGGAGAAAAAUCGUACAAAUGCUCUCAAUGUGAGAAGACUUUUUCUUGGUUAUAUUCCUUAACAAUCCAUCAGAGAGUUCACACUGGAGAGAAACCUUACGUUUGCUCUCAAUGUGGAAGGAGCUUCACUAAUUCAUCUCAUUUAAAAGCUCAUCAGAGAAUUCACACCGGAGAAAAACCUUACCACUGCUUGAUCUGUGGGAAGAGCUUCUCUAGUUCAAGUACUUUGACUCUACAUCAGAGAGUGCACACUGGAGAGAAACCACAUCACUGUAGUGUUUGUCGGAAGAGUUUCAGUCAACAUGAACAUUUAGUAAAACACCAGAGAACUCAUACAGGUGAAAAACCUUACAAAUGCCCUCAGUGUGAGAAGACGUUUGCUGAGUCAUAUUACUUAAAAACCCAUGAGAGAAUUCACACUGGAGAGAAACCUUACGUCUGCUCUCAAUGUGGAAAGAGUUUUUCUACUUCAUCUUAUUUGAGAACCCAUCAGAGAAUUCACACUGGAGAAACCCCCUACCACUGCUCGAUCUGUGGGAAGAGCUUCUCUAGUUCAUCUAGUUUCAGAGUUCAUCAGAGAGUUCACACUGGAGAGAAACCUCACCACUGUAAUGUUUGUGGAAAAAGUUUCAGUCAACGUGGCAAUUUAGUGACACACCAAAAAACUCAUAAAGGUUAACUGGGGUUGACCGUGUAGUGCGCACCACAAACUCUUUAUUUUUCAAUCACUUCGCAAAGAGACUUAGAUUACACUGCUGAUUUUCAACAUACAGAUAUGAUUUAUACAUCAUUUAAAACAUUAAAGUAUCAACUCCCAAUAAAAACAGAAUGUUGUGCUUUUCGCAAAAUAAAGAAAAUAAACAUGAUGCGCAUUCUGUUCUCUCUCCCUCAGUGAAGUCCUUUCGGAAAUGCGUCAGAAAAAUUAACUAACUUAAUGAAUACUUUUCAUAUGAACAAAAGAUAAAUGUCUACAUAAUGCUUGGAAUGUUUACUUUUAAAUUAUAUAAGUGAAAUCGUACCGUACUGUCUUUCGCCUGUUACCUCAUUAUCUAGAAUGAGCUGAGAUCACUACGCCCGACUCCAUUGAAGUGAAAGAGCAGAGACGAUCCAUAAGCAUAAAUUAGCUCUCGCCCACAGUCCUGAUCCAGUCUCUACAUUCAUUCCUGUGCUGAGUUGUUUCAUACCGAUCGCACAUUACAUCUAAAUCAAUAUUUAGUCACGCCUGUGUAUCCUCACUAAAAGUUCUCUCCAUACGCAAGUGUUUUCUUUGUGCUUCCAUCAGACAGUGUGACACGACGACCAAAUGCACACACAAACACACAAGGCAUCAUAUUUUACGUGCUUUUUGGUAUUCUUAUGAAAUAAGCAACACAAGAAAGAUCCUAAACCUGAGACUUCAACAAAUGACGAUGGAGAGCUUAGCAUGGCAGCUAUCGCUAAGUUACUAGAACAGAACAGACAGGCCCACUUUUCAAACUUUAAGGCUACUACAUCUUUACUGGAGGCCAAGAUUGACCUGAUUCAAUCAACUAUUUUGGACCAUUAUGACAGGAUUACAUUGUUGGAAACCAAUAGCAAUGUAACAGAUGAACGUCUACUUGCUCUGGAGAAGUUAUGCUUGGGCCAGUCAGAAAGCAACUUUAAGCUACAGGCCACAGUCACCGAUCUAGAAUCGCGCAGCCGCCGGAUCAACGUUAGAUUAGUCUGUUUACCGGAGUCGAUCGAAGGGCCUCGUCCCUCUUCUUUCUUUUCUCAGUUGCUGUCGGGUGUGUUUGGUGAGUUUUUUUUUCCAACUCCACCUGAAAUCGACAGGGCCCAUAGAUCUCUUGCAGCCAAGCCAGAGGCAGGAGAGAAACCAAGGGCGGUAAUCAUCAGACUUCAUAAAUACCAACAGAAAGAGCUGAUCUUACGCAAGGCCAGAACUAAGAGAGGCAAUCUAAAAUACCAGGGUUAUCCGAUCGCAAUAUUUUAAGAUAACACGCCAGAGGUUGCAGCACAAAGAGCUACAUUUCAACACGUCAUGGCAGAUCUCAGAUCUUGGAAUGAGGCCUUCACUGCUCUUUUCAGCGAGACUCUUCACAAGAACUCUUGAUGGAAAUAGGAAAUCUUUCACGUCACUCACAGAGGCAGAGGACUUCUUAUCGUUGAUUCGCAGCGGUUCCUUCUCAUAGAACGUAACAUUAUCUGCUACACUGACUGAAAUGACGGCUUUGAUAUCCUAGUAGCGCUCAUUGCAGUUUCUUUGCUAAAUAUUACAGUCCCCUCUACUAAUGUAUUAUUUCCUGCCAUUGCCUGGCUCUUUGUGACCGCUACACUGUCUGAGAUGACAGUUUCGGUAGCCUUGACUUGUGUAUUCUUUUAUUAUUACUGUCACACUGUUUUUCGUUUUAUAAAGAGGCUUCACUGUGCGACAUGGCACAGUUCCUAUGCAUAUUAUCACAGCCAGUCCACUUUGCAUAUGGACUAUAUGUUCUGCCUUUGUCUGGCUCUUUUCAGAAAAUAAUAUGAUUGCUAUUUUGACUGAGAUAAAGGUUUUGGUAGCCUUGGUUUGUGUGCGCUUAAUUAUUAAUUUUUUUGUCUGUGGCACAGCUGAGGUUAUGUCUAUUUUUUUCAAUGCCUGCGUGUCACCGUCUGCAUGUAAAAAAGUGCAUCUGUCUGAUGGAGAUAAUUUUUUUUUUUUUGAGUCUAUUUAUCAUUCUGGGGAGUUUAAAUAUAUUGGAGGGGAGUUAAGGCCUAGCAAUUUAAGUCAUUUUCUAUAGAGCAUGUUACACUUGAAAUGUGUUGCUCUGGGAUUUUUCUUUAAAAUUGGUGGGAUUCUCAUGUUUUUUUCUUUCUUUCCUCUUUUUCUCUCUUCUUGUAAUGCAAAAAUAAUACUAUAUAUAUAUAUAUAUAUAUAUGUGUGUGUGUGUGUGUGUGUGUGUGUGUGUGUGUGUGUGUGUGUGUGUGUGUGUGUGUACCUGGUAAAUAUCACGUUGUGGGGACCAAUUGUCCCCACAAAUAUAGGAAUACCAGUGUUUUUGUGACCUUGUGGGGACAUUUUGAUGUCCCCAUGAGGAAACAAGCUUAUACAUCUAACAAGAUGAUGUUUAUUGAAAAUAUAAGGUACAAGAAAGGUUUUUGUGAUGGUUGGGGUUAGGGAAUGGGGCAGGUAAGGGGAAUAGAAUGUACAGUUUGUAUGGUAUAAAAUGCAUUACGUCUAUGGAAUGUCCCCACAAAACAUGGAAACCAGAUAUAUAUUUGAAGAGUUUGGUUCCAAAACGCAAUAAACGCCAUUUUUGAAAAAAAAGAGUUACUGCCAGAAUUAGUAUUAUAUCAGUAUUUAAAAGUACAUUCUUAAUUUUACGCAAAAUCCAAUAUCUGUCAUCUUUUCUCCCUUUUUUCCCAAAACACAAUAAAUGCCACUCCUCCUUUUCUACAGAAUGCAAUAAAUACACUCCACAAAUUACAGUGCACCAUUCCACACAAUGUAAACAAACAAUGGUGGCGCGUUGAGUACACGGAAUCUUAGUUUUCCUCAUCUACUUUGUACUUCGUGAUCAACAAACAAACAAAAACAAAAUAAUACUUUAAUGGCUUGGAUAAACCUGUGAUGGUUUUUUGUGACAGAAAAGAAACGGAAGCCAUCAACAUCUAACCCCGGAUUUCCACCGACUGCGGAACGGCUGCGGAUCCGCUGCGGAACGGCGGCGGAGUCAAUCGGUUUCCAUUCAAGUCAAUGUGUGUAUUUCCACUGACUGCGCUCCGAAUCCGUCACAGCUCCGGCCAUCCGCAGCCCUCCGGCACAAAUACGCAGAGCUUCUAUUUUUGACGGAUGCCGGACAGCUCCGCAGGGCGGAGCAAUGACUUUAUCGCGUGAUCAUACCUGAAUUCACGAGAACUCGUGUUUUUUUAUUAAAUCUUUGCAAUACAAACAUUACAAACACACACAAAUAAAGUCAUUAAUACAGAAACAACAAAUAAUAGACAGGAACAGAGCCAGGGGGAGUUUCAAAUAAAUACAUUAAAGAUAGAGCAUAUAUAAAUGUUUUAGCAGCCUUCUUAUUUUUUGAAUUUUGGAUGGAUUUGAUGUACUUCUCUGUCUACGCGAGAUCUCGUGUUGUGAUCUGGGCUGGUUUGUAAAAAAGUCAUAAUUCAACGGCAUAAUGGGCAGAGACAGAACUAGGUAUCGCGCGAUCAUCACGUGAAUUUGCGAGACCUCGUCACUUCAGCACGCAGCCGCUCU